CAGCGAAAACGAACAAAACUUAUAUGUGAAUUUGUUGAACUAGUGCAGCCAGUUCAGCUAUAAGGAACAGACCAUUUGUUGCAUGUAAUUUCAGUGCAAUUAAAACCUACAAUUAGUGUAGGAGGCUUGCAAUUUAGCGGCCCGUAAUCACAAAUGAGUGAAGUGACUGCAGUUAAAAAUAACAAACUUUAAUGUAUACGAAGGACUAAAUAGGUUAAAAGUUUAGAAGUACUUGUUAUUUUUACUGAGAUACAGAGAUCAACAAUAAGCACAUAAUUCGAUAAAGUUAACAAACACAACAAUAUGUUAACUCCUCGAUUUAAAUUGACUCAAACGGAUACAGAAGUUGUGAUAGUUAUACAUGCUCUGUAUACGAAUGUAAAAGACACAGAGAUAUAUGUUGAUGGAACGGACUUCAGAUUUUACUCCACACCAUAUUUUUUGAGAUUGAAGUUACCAGGUGAAAUCGAAGAAAAUGAUUCGUCCUCAGGUUCUUAUGAUUGUGAUACAGGUAUUUUUACUUUAAAAUUAUCAAAGGUAAACAAAGGAGAGUACUUUGAGAAUUUAGAUAUGGUAACUACACUUUUGGAACCACCAAAAAAACACAGCAAAAGUUUUCCUUCCAUUGAAGUAAUUGGUAAUCCAUCUACAAGUUCGGCAGGUAUAGAUGGAAAUUUACAAGAUAUUGCAGAUAUCGAUAUGUCAAGCGGUGCUGACUUAGGAAAUGACUGGUUUAUUUCUCAGAAACAACCUCUGGAAAAUAUAACACUUCUUGCAAACUCUCCUAAGUAUGGCUUUGCAAAUAAAAUAUCUGGAGCUUUAAUUGCAUUUGAACCAGUAUGGAUCAAAGAUAUAAUAGAUCUUCCUGCUCCUGAUACAACUCCCGAAGUAGAGAGAAAAACUUUGCGGCAAUUACGCGAAAAUAAAGAUUUUAAUGAAGAACAUUACUUAGCAGAUUUUUUUGAGCCGGAAUGUGAUAAACAUAUAGCAUAUGUGGCAGAAUGGGAUAAACUGCAGGAAGAUCAAAUUGCAUUUAACGAAGUGGAAGUUGACUUGUUGAAAGAACUGCCAAAUAAGGAAUAUUUAUUAGAAGUUGAAGAUAUCCAGAAGCUAUGUUUAAAUCUUGUUGAUAUCUUAUAUGCCAGUUGUUACAAUCAUAGAACAACUUUAGGAGAAAAUACAGUGGAAAGUGGCUGGACAAUUAACAAGCUCAGUUCUACAUUGUGUUGGUUUCAGGACUUCACUUCGAUAGAUGAAGUUAUAACAGCGUGUUUCCGAAGGUCGUUUUGUUAUCCUCUUCAUAGAAAUUGGAAUCUAUCUGUGAAAGUUCUUGAGGAUGUCCAAAAAGUUGUCAAAUUAGGAAAGAAAUACAUUAUCAAACGCUUCUGUGAAAUACAUAAUAUUUUCAAUACGUCAUAUGAACCACGGUACAUAUUAAAUCAACUAUAUAUAAAGGAUUUUUUAAUAUGGUUGCAACAGUGUUCUGAGUCUUUAAUAGAGUCACUUCAAACUACUCUAAACAACGUUAGUCCUGACAAAACAAAUAUAGGAUUCGACCUAGUGGGACUGGAAUCAAUAGGUUACGAUAUUCAUGGUAAACUUGUUAUAGCAAAUAUGAUUCAUCAGACAACUGAUGAAUUGGAUGGAUUGGUUCUUGAAGAUACUGAAGAAGAGAAGUCAAAGAAUAUGUACCAUGCUAAGCAAAGACAGCUUAUUAAACAUUUAUGCAGGUUAUCAUCGAGCAGUUCAAGUUCAACGGACAGUACUGAUACAGAUUACGAAACGGAUUCUGGAAACAACUUAACGAGAAUUACAACGUCAAGUAGCGGUUCUACCAGCAGUGCCAGCGAUCUUGACUCCGAUGACUUCAGCAAUCCCGAAAGUAACGAUUCAAGUGAUUCUGAAAGUGGUAACGUGAAUGAAUCUCAAUUGUAAAUAACUGUCUGUUUCAUUUAUAUUUCGAGUAUUCUGAAAAAUGUAUGUCGACUUUUCCCCAAAUAUGUAACUUCUUAGUCUGUAAUCAAUCGUUUCUUAUCAUACAUUUGAAUUUUAUUUCAUAUUCGGUACAUAUCUCUGAUAUUUCAUGUCUUUCUGUGUAAUAAUCAUUUGCUUAUACAACUUUUGUAUAAAGAUAUUUCAGAAGAAAUUCAUAUACAGGAAUUGGUAUGAUUGCUCUGAUAUUUGUUAUCAGAGUUACUAUGGUUUUCGACAUUGAUUGAAAAUCAUUCACAGUCAAAAAUACCGAUCGAAGUGUUAAUCACGUGUACGUCAGUCUGCGUACUGUGAGCUAAUUAAAAAAUAUGUGAAAAUUAAAUAUGAAAUAUCCCGUUGAAUUUACAUUUGAAAUUUGCAUUUUGUCCAAAAGUUUAAUACAUAUGUACGAUGUGUAUAUAUGUAUGAAAACUGUAAAAAAUAAAAAAAUACUAAUUUUAUAUCCACCUUUUCAUUAAUACAUAUAAAACCGUUCUCGUGUGUGGUGGCUUAUAUAUGUGCGGUAUUUAAAUUCCUAUAAGCGCGUAAUAUUAUUUAAUAUUA
Messenger RNA from Dinoponera quadriceps, 2535 nucleotides. RefSeq names its product protein SHQ1 homolog. The transcript is spliced from 10 exons. Gene Ontology annotation, cellular component: cytoplasm; nucleoplasm. Lineage: Eukaryota; Metazoa; Arthropoda; Insecta; Hymenoptera; Formicidae. Gene Ontology annotation, biological process: box H/ACA snoRNP assembly. The record is from RefSeq and is a predicted model, not a curated record. The coding region runs from base 304 to 1935 and encodes 543 amino acids.